Molecule: messenger RNA, 3511 nt
Organism: Zea mays
Lineage: Eukaryota; Viridiplantae; Streptophyta; Magnoliopsida; Poales; Poaceae
Exons: 15
Coding region: 2270-3259 (329 amino acids)
Source: RefSeq, a predicted model, not a curated record
GGAAUUCCUCCCCAUGGAUCCCCUCAGGAUCCCUGAUCACCAAAUCAGCCCUUACUCAAGUACUGUGUGAAAACUUAACUAAGCCAUUCCACUGUCCAUAAUAGGGUUUCUUUAUGGAGAACGGAGAACCAAUAGAAACAGAUCAGAUGGAACAUAAUGAUGGUCACACACCAUUGACAAACAUCUCAAACACCAUUACUAUAGCUGAUGAAAAUGGAUCAAAAUCGCUUGGUCCAAAUGUCGAUGCUAAGGAACGUAAGAGGCAAAGGGAAAGGGAAAGAUAUGUCGAGAUGACUGUUGAACAAAAAAACGAGAAAAGUAGAAAGCGUCGUGAAGUAAGCCAACGAAAUAAAGGACCUCCUAUACAGCCAGAGGCAUCUAGAGGUGAUGAAAAAGUUAAAUUCCUCAUUGUUAUUAUACCUACAUGUACCUUAUACUCCCUCCGUUUCGUUUUAGUUGUCGCUGGAUAAUUCAAAAUUGAACUAUCCAGCGACAACUAAAAAGAAACGGAGGGAGUACAAUGUUGUCGUGUAUUCUUUUGUAUAUGGGUGAUAUACAAAGAAGACAUUAAUAUGAAGACAUAUGAGACGAUUAACUUUGAAAUAAGUGGAGAUGUCCAUCUUGGUUCAGUUAGUCUUUAAGAUGGCUGUAGCAUAAUUGAUUUCACAAACUUUGCAACACAAGGUAUUGCAGGGUCAAGGGCUCAAGUGGUCGUGUCUUCGCUACGGAUGUAUUACCUAUGGGAGUCCAUGUCCCACUUAAAGCUUGUUAGCAACAUGACAGCAAAAAACGACCCUUGGUUUGCGGAGUUUUUGUUGCGCGUAGGCGGUGGAACUGAGGACACAAAUAGUGACGGCGACAUUCGUCUUCCUGACGAUGUGUGUGUGCCUUACAGUGGGAGUGACAGCAAUCUUGACAACCUAAUAGACUUCGCUUUCCCAAAUCUCAACGAAAAUAUGUUUGAUUCCACUUACAUCACUUCAAGGGCGAUACUGUCAACAUAGAACGACUGGGUGGAUAUGAUAAAUGUUAAGAUGAUUGAUCGUUUUCAAGGGGAUCAUAUGGUGUACCAUAGUUUCGAUAGCUCCAUGGAUGAUCCCCAUAACUACUACCCACUUGAGUUCCUAAACACAUUGACGCCUAAUGGCUGCCACCUCAUGUUUUGAAGCUCAAGAUUGGAUGUCCUAUUAUAUUGCUCCGGAAUAUAGACCCUGUAAAUGGACUUUGCAAUGGCACCAGGCUGGUCGUUCGUGGCUUCCAAAGAAAUAGCAUUGACGCAGAGAUUGUACUGGGUCAACACGUUGGAAAAUGGAUUUUCCUACCGCAUAUACCGCUGUGUCCCUCCGAUGAAGAGAUGUUCCCUUUCUAGUUCAAAAGAAAGCAGUUUCAUGUACGGCUUAGCUUUGCAAUGACGGUUAACAAAGCACAGGGUCAGACUAUUCCCAAUGUUGGUGUAUACUUGCCUGAACCAGUGUUCUCUCAUGGCCAACUAUAUGUUGUUCUAUCUAGAGCGACAGCCCGAUCGAACAUAAAGAUUCUUGUCAUCCCAGCCAUCGAUGGGAGGAAAAAGUCAAGGAAGGGUGUAAAGAAAAACCUUGCCAUAGAUUGUGGGACAUAUACCAAGAACAUCGUCUACAAGGAAGUCCUAACAAUCUAGACCCAUGGUUUUUGUCCUGCGAGAAUGGAAUCUCUAUUUGUAGGCUUGUCUCAUAACAAGCCAAAAAAUCGGUGGCAACCGCAAUAGUUCGAGAAGACUAUAUUUGCACGCAAGGUGAUCAUGCCCUCAUCGAUUUUAUUAAGGAAAUCCCUUGUGAACCAAGGGUAGAAGUCGUGCUUAUUGAUGAUGCCUUUGUUGAAAGGAAGUGGAUGGAGUGUUUAUUUCAGCCGAACGCAUAUUUAGGUGACGAGGUGUUUUUCCGAUAAACAUUCGAGAGACGCACUAGUAUCUUGUCGUGAUCCAUGCAAAAAAUAUGGAGAUACAAGUGCUCGAUUCACUUGGUACUUCACAAGACCGCAAAGACCUCACUGACUCUAUUAAAGGACUGCAAAUACAAAUUGAUAUGAUAUCUCAACGUAAGGAGUUAAAAGACCACAGGUGGCCAGACCUCCAAGUUGCUUCUUGGCCGCUCAGAGAAAUAGACAUGGGAUAUGCAAAGCAGAAAGAUAGCUCUUCAUGUGGCCUCUUUCUUUUGAACUAUAUCGAAUACUGGACACGGGAUGAAUUGUUUGACAGUUUUACCCAGGAUGACAUGUCACACUUUAGGAAAAAAUGACUGUUAUAUUACUAUCUUCAGACCUGAAUAAGAGAAGGGGGUGUCUGUUAUACAAAAAUGAAAAAGAAGUUGACUCUGGAAGCCCAUCAGAGGUUGAGAUAUUAGAAAACCCAACAGAUUCUAAUAAGAGGAAACUACUCCACGUGCUUGAUGAUAGCGAAGUAGUGUAUGAAGAUGAGGAAGGCCCUAUUACUCAAGCAGACCUGCAAAGGUGGUUUGUUGAUGAUUUGGAUAAAAGAGCUCCUGUAAAAGUCUCUACCGAUGGGUGCACCAAUGACUAUGUAAUGGUUGGUCUUUCCACAAAGGACAUGCCAGUGACCAAAGCCGAUUCAAUAGAUGUUUUAUGUGAUUAUAUCAUGGCAAUAGAAGACGAUACAACACUAGAGAUGACAUGGGUGCGAAGUUUCAAUCCUUUUAAGAUAGAAAUUUCUGUCAAAGACCUGCAAAACAUAUUAACGAUAAAUCAAGAUAAGAUUCUAAGAUGUUUUGACAUGGUUGUUCGGCUGCAUGCCAAUAAAGAGUCACGUAGGCCGAAAGAAGAAAUCAUAAAUAAUAGAAAGCAUUAUAUGGACAUGCGUUUCUGGAGAAUGGUUGGUUUUGGUAAACUUCCAAAGUACCAUCAGGAUCCUACAACAGAAGAGUUAGCCAAAACACUCGAUUGUUGGUCAUCAAUGAAUUAUUAUAUCACGGGUUGUAGAUAUGUUCUUAUGCCAUGGAAAUUCAAUGGAUGCCACGCCCUUUUCGUAAUAGAUCAUGUUAAAAAGCAUGUGACUUUUAUCGACUUUACACCAACUCAAGAUUGGUGUAAACACAUGCCAUACAAGAGUUUCAUGGAAGCGAUUAUCAUGGCCUCAAAAAAAUAUAAGAUUGCUUACAGCAAGAAACAUUCUGGAUGGGCGGAGGAUAUCUUUAAGUGGGAACAUACAAUUCAGACUGGUGUUCCAAUUGACUUAAGAGGGUUUAAUACCAGCUACCUCGUUCUAUAAGCUAUGGCCAUGUGGGGGAAUGACAGACGAAUGAAAUUUGUUGGGGAUGCAAAGAUUCUUCGAAGGAACUUUGUGAUUGAUCUAUUAAGUUAUGAGGACAAUUCGUGCCGAUAUGCCAUCCCUGCAAACAUACAACAGAGACUUAUCGAUAUCGCUAAAAAGAAUUAGCUGAUUAGUGUACAGUUGUCGACACAUUUGUCUGUAAUUAAAAAUUCUAAAUUAACUUUUUAGAAAUAAUUUGUGUCCUUUUGA